GAGAGUGCGUGGCAAGACGUGUUACCCGCGGGCUCGGGGCCGCGCGUCCCGCUGCGGGUGGGGUCUCGGCCGGGGGCGGCGGGGCCGAACGGCGCCGGGGCGGGGCGGGGCGGGGCCGCCGCUCGGCGGGCGCGGAGGGGCGGGAGGAGCGGGAGCGGCGGCGCCUCCCGCCGCGGCGGGGAGCUGGUGGGCAGCCCGGGCGCGGGGCGAUGGCCCCGGCAGCGCAGCCCCGCGCCGAGCCGCCCGCGGGCAGCGGGAGCCGCGGGGCCGCCGAGCCGCGCCGCGCGAUGGAGUGAGGCGCCCGCCGAGGCGAUGGGAGCGCGGGGCGCCCUCCGGUACCUGGCGUGCGCCGCGCCGCUGCUGCUGCUGGCGCACGCCGCCUUCACCGAGGUCCCCGAGGAUGCGACCGUUCGGGAGGGAGACGACAUCGAGCUGCCCUGCGCCUUCCGCGCCAGCGGAGCCGCCUCGUACUCGCUGGAAAUCCAGUGGUGGUACCUGAAGGAGCCGCCGCGGGAGCUGGCGCGCGAGGUGGCCCCCGGCGGCCGCGGCAAGGUGACAAAUAAGGACGCAACGAAGAUCAGCACGGUCCGUGUCCAGGGUAAUGACAUCUCUCACCGGCUGCGGCUGUCGGGCGUGCGGCCACAGGACGAGGGCGUCUACGAGUGCCGUGUGUCAGACUAUGGUGACGCUGAGACGCAGGAGCACAGGGCGCAGGCGCUGCUGCGCGUCCUCGCCCGCUUCACGCCUCCUGAUGUGCAGGCGGCAGAGGCAGCCUCACACAUCCAGCGUGGCAUGGCCCCGCGGUGGCACGGCCCUGCUGCCCGCCCCACACCAGCCCUUGGCCCCGCCAAGCAACCAGACCUGGGCACCACCACCACCACAGCCAUCACCGCGGCCUCGGGCUCCCCGCCACCUGGGCAGGCAGCCAUCCUCCGCCAGCAGCACGGGGCAGGUACAGGACCCGUGUCCGCUGCAGACCCGCUACUCUGCACGUCCCUGCUCAUCCUGCACCGGCUCGUCCAACUGCUGCUGAACCACUGAGGACUGGCUCCCCCCCAGCAACCUGGUAAAACCAGAGCAGCCUGGGCGCGUGGCCCCCGCCUGACACACAGAGCCUGGCGGCAGCACGAGAUCCUAUGGGGGGGAAAGCGUGUGGUCGGGGCUGCCCCAGAACACAGAACCACAUAGGGAAUGCCUUUCCAUCCCAGCCUCUGGGUGAAGCCCUGCUCUGUGCAUGGCACUUAGCAUUUCUCUACUUCAAUGUAAUAUCUUUUCUUUUCUAAACUCUCCCUCUGGCUCCUCAUUUUGCACGAACUGUUGAGCAGUUACCUUCAUGACAAUAUGUAAAGACGCUGGGUCAAAGCCCGUCCCAAGAAAGGAAAUAUUUUUAGUAGAUUAUUGUGUUUAGGGUUUUUUGGAUUUCCUUUCUCUUUUUUAAUUAAAUUAUUUCUUUUAGAGGCAUUUUAAUUAAAAUGGUACAUCUUACCAUAAUUACUAUUCACUGUCAAUAAUAUUUAUUUUUAAAUGAAGAUUGGAAACAAGGUAAGACAUUUGUUUAUAAACUGUAUUGUAUAUUGCUGAAUAACAGAUGAAUAAAAAGAUUUUGAAAUAAAGUUUCCACAGCUGCAUGCGCCUUUCCCCAUGAAGGCGUCCCGGCUGUGGCUGCCGCCCACCCUCUCGCAGCACAGGUUGUGGAGGGAAGGCGCCUCACAAAAAAAAUAACAUGGAGAGUAGUUGUUAUUCACAAAGCCCAUGCGCUGAUGGACACAGGCUACAGCUACCUCUCCCUGCGGUGACCCCUGUUAUCACCGGGAGUUUCUGCGAGAUCAGACAGGCAGCGUGGAGCAUGUGAGGUAAGAUGCUUUGCUUUUCUCCAGGCUGCUUUGAAAAAAGAUGAAUCAAGCAGUGGAAAAUGAAAAUAAAGGGAAUCAACCCAGAACGUUGUUCCCUAGAGCUGGUCCCGCUAUUUGUGUAGUAUAUUCAGAGUUUUAAAUCGUUUAACAUAUUCAGGCUUUUAAAAUUACCCUUGUCUUACCGAGUGAGCUUUCCUCCAGUGAAGCAAAAGGCUUUAUUUCCAGUAAAUACACCAGUUAUUUUCUGUUCCAAAAUCCUGGGGUUUGAAGUGAGAGACCAGCAUGACUUGGUAAAGAAAUAGCCUCCUCCCACUGAAGUCAGUGAAGUGCUUUGAAAUUCCCUGUCCGACUGCUCCUUGUCCUUUGAUUUGCGUAGUGCUGUAGAAAGGACCUUAACUGGGAUUGGUGAAGUGCCUGCGGAGCACAAGCAGAAUGUGCCACUGCCUCUCCGCGUACCCAAGUCCUUGACAAGCAGGGUAGGGAGGGACUCGCUCCAGCUGUGGGAAUUGGCAUUCUCUAGGGCUGCCACUAAUGGGGACCCGUGCCACCCGCCCUCCCUGGGGCGUGCCCAGAACACCUCUGCAUUGCGCGUGUGCUAAAGGCCCACUGGUGCAGGGCAGACUCACUGCAGGGAUCCAGAAGUGAUGAAAUGUUGGUGAGGAUGUAGCAUCCCAUGGUCAGGGAAUAAUCCAUCAUCAUCCCACAACAAGCAGACCUGUUCUUCAGGAGAACUUGCAGGAGGGGUUGUUGCAGGCCUGGAAGGGCAUCAGAGCCCGAGAUGCUGAAGAGCCCAGUCCUUGGUUUCCAUGUGGGCACAGGAGGGCGAGUCUGUGAUAACCUGAGAGGAAAAGACAGGUGAAAAGCAAGUGUUGAACGUUGGGCCAUGUCUCACUUUAAUACCAGUGUUCGUGUCUGGGGAGCUGUUCCAGGGUGGUUCCCCUGGAACGCAGGGGUCUGUGACACCGCGAGAGCGCUCAUCCUCAUCCUUGCGGAAGGGAAACCUGCCUGACCUACAGGGCCUUUGGCGAGCUUAUCAUCCCUCUGCUUUUUCUCAAGGGCAGCGAGUAUUUUCUCAACUUCCUUCUAAUGGAGAAACCCCAAAUUUUUCCACAAGAGAAAGAAGAAAAUGUGGCUGAUGUUAUCUAAACAAGUAGCUGGUGCAAGGAGCAGUGGAGUCUGUCUAUCAGGGACACAGCCUCAGCCCUACCCCAGCAUGCUCCGCUGGCAGAGACCCUCUUUGCCCUGAUGCUCUGGUUUUACUGCUUAGAGAGCACGUUAUGUCCUGAAUCGCAUGCUGUGUGGUUUGCAGAAAGCAUGGGGGGAAAUACAGCAUUUGUGUUUGUCCUUCCCUCUGUGCUGUAGCCUGUGCCCCACACGGGGCCAUAGCAGCAACUAGAAGUUGGGCAUGCAGCGGCAGGAGUAGAAUUGGCAGGGUCUUUUCGACCUUAACAUUAAAGGUGACAAAUAUUAAAUCUGCAACUGAAAAUAACUUUUUUUUUAUCCUUUCCAAGAUCCGAAUCGUGUGCUGCAGCAAGAAUAACAAUUCCUCUAUUCCAGUUCUCGAUAAAGCCUCAGAACUGCGAAGCCGUAACCUGAGGACAGGAUGAGUGAUCUCUUCCAACAACAGCAGUUGGCAGCUUCUGUGCCCGGUGCAGCCCUGCCCCCACGGAGCUCAUCGCAGCACACUGAGUAACUUCAACAAGAGCAGAUCAUUGCCAGAACCCAGCUCCACUGUUACCUUUGCUAUUUCUGCCUUCAAAAACAUGUGGAAUGCGUCCUCCGGGUUUGGGGCCUUGGCUUCCAGCUUGUUUUGCAAGAUGCCCAGCCUGCGCUUGGCCCCGUAUUGGCAUAGAGCAGGGGAAAUAACCGACUUCAGAGGAGGCUGCAGCGCUUGGGACAGCAUUUGAGGCUUUAGGAAUCGCUUAAAGGAAUGGGAAACACUUUGAUGAAAAACGUAAAGCAUUUGGAGCUCUAUCAAGUGUGAGCGCAUUACGGACUGUUGCUAAGCUUGCUGUCCUGUGAGCACGCUCGCUGUCCUUCAAAAGGCAGCUGAGGUACCCAAGGGCAGGGGUGGGUUUGCUCUGCUCACAGAGGCUGUUGGCAAACCGUGCUUUUUCACGGAUCUCGCCUCCUUCAUGGUGGGCACAGUCAGAGCCAAUCAGGAGUAAGUGCUUUGACCACAGCGCUGGGGUAGAGGUGUGGGGAGCCAGUCCUGGGCACAGCACUGUUAGCGGCUCCUCACAGGGAGCAUGAGCGGGGUGUGUGUGUGUGUGUGUGUGUCCAUCCUACGCAAAUGGAUUUACAACAGCGCAACAGAACCGACGCUGAAGACAGGCAUAUGCAAAAAUACACGGAGCAAAAGCAGUUUUACAGCACACAGUGACCUUCAACGUGCAAGGGAACAGCAGAAUUACCUGGUUCCUGGUACCCUCCUGGCAAGCCUCCCAAGGGCAAUGGGGUGUGCGGUCCCGACCCCAUCUCCACGCGUGGUGAGAGGGCAGAGACCCUGCGCUGAGCGAGCAGCUUCACACUGUGGGGGAGAACACGAAAGGCUGAACACGGCAUUUUUCAUUUCCCACAUAAAACAUUCUUGGCCCUCGUCUGGCUUGGAAUUAGUAAGCAAGUAAAUAAUGUGUUUCCAGAGUUGUGUGUCAGACAGGCUGGGUAAUGGAUGAGCUGCGGGCAGAACUGCACACGAAAUUUCAUGCUUAGCCAGAGGCCAGUAAAGUUCACUUAUUCAUUAUCCCAGACUCGGGGCUGUUAUUAUUCCAGCUCCACUAGUACAUCUAUUUAAUAAGAAAGGAACAGAAAAUUGAUGGGAUCAAAAAUGUUAAAGUCUUAAUUAAUGCUUUUAGCAAAGAGUGAUUGGAGGGAGGGCACUUGUCAGAAUAUUAAUUUGUAGGAGUGAGCGGCUGCCUGGCUGUGCAGGGAAGGGCUCUCCCAGCUGUGCUGAGGGAGCUGGGGGCCGUGGGGGCCUGCUGUGCACCCAGGCGUUAACUGACCCUGGGAGAGCAAAAACCAGCACACAAAUACUUACAUAUGCAAAUUAAUGCUGAUUUAGGGAGAAAAAAAAGCAUUCAUAUGGUAAAAUAUUUGUUUACAACAGAGGAAGCCACAAGUCACAGCUCCAUGGAUCCAAAUGGAAGGAGAUUGUGCUGAGAGUGAAUGGGGCCCUUGUUUGCUGGUUGCAGCUUCGGUUCCCUGCUAUUGUUAUCAUUUCUUAAAUCUCAUCUGGAAAAAAUAUCUGUAGUU
Cuculus canorus (common cuckoo) is the source of this 5105-nucleotide messenger RNA. It is a transcript of the gene VSTM2B, whose product is annotated as V-set and transmembrane domain containing 2B. The record is from RefSeq and is a predicted model, not a curated record. The transcript has 5 exons. The coding region runs from base 313 to 1041 and encodes 242 amino acids. NCBI's taxonomy places the organism in Eukaryota, Metazoa, Chordata, Aves, Cuculiformes, Cuculidae.